AUGAAAGAAAUAUCUGAUGCUCAACUUCAUAUAUUUAGCGAUGGUUCUGAAAUUGGUUAUGGAGCAUGCGCUUACUUACGUCUAGUAGACACUAAUGGAAAAGUGAACUGUUCACUUAUUCUGGGGAAGUCUCGUUUAGCGCCAUUAAAACAGACAACAAUUCCCAGACUAGAGUUAUCAGGUGCCGUUGUUGCAUGCAAACUUUACGAAAUAAUUAGAGACGAAUUAGAGAUUAAGAUUGACAGCGUAGUGUUUUGUACCGAUAGUAUGAUAGUACUUGAAUACAUUAAGAAUGAAUCUCGUCGUUUUAAAACAUUUGUUGCAAACAGACUGAGCAGCAUUCACGAGUUGACAUCUCCGGGUCAGUGGCGAUACGUAGAUACAAGAUCAAAUCCUGCCGACAUAGCAUCUAGAGGCAUUCUUGCAACAUAUAAUAAGCAGAUCAAAUUUUGGCUCCAUGGACCAGAAUUCUUGUUGAAAGACUCGUAUGAAUGGCCGAAACCAAAAGCUGAAUCAACGGUAGACGAGCAAGAUAUUGAGAUCAAAAAGGUUGAUAUGAUUAACUCAACUACCACUGAUUCGAUACGCGAUAUAAUUACAUACUUUUCAAACUGGCAAGUAUUACUUCGGACUGUAGCAUUGCUAAUCCGUUUCAAGAAAUAUUGUAUACGUCGUUUCUUAAAACGAGACGAUGAAAUAAAGACAGACAGCUUAAAUGCUGAGGAAUUACAGGAAGCAACAAGGUAUAUAUUGAUACAUGUACAACAAGAAUCAUUCUUAAAUGAAAUCAAAAUGAUUGAAAAGCAAAAUCCUGUUAAGAAAGAUAGUCGUUUAGCAUCUUUAUAUCCUGUUAUGCAUGAUGGGUUAUUGCGCGUCAAGGGACGUCUCAACUUGUCACUAAGCAAAUGUCCGGUCAUUAUACCAAAUUCUCAUCACGUGACCACUUUGAUAAUCAGGUCGUUUCAUGAACAAAAUGGUCAUACAGGAAUGGCACAAGUGCUAGCAUCAUUACGGGAAAAGUAUUGGAUUUUAAAAGGACCUAGUACUGUCCGAACAGUUUUGAACAGAUGUGUAAGAUGUAGACGAUAUCAGGCACCGCUUUGUUUUCAGAAGAUGGCUUCUGUUAUUGACGAUCAGAAAACUCCUGAUAAACCACCAUUUACCUUUGUUGGAAUAGACUACUUUGGUCCAGUAAAUGUUAAAGUUGGACGUUCAGUCGUUAAAAGAUACGGUUGCCUUUUUACAUGUCUGACAACAAGAGCUGUUCACAUAGACGUAGCUCAUAGUUUGACUACAGAUUCCUUUAUUUCUGCUUUCCAACGUUUUACGAGCAGGCGAGGCAUACCUGAAAAGGUGUAUAGUGAUAACGGGACAAAUCUUGUCAGUGGAGAAUCGGAACUUCGGAAAUAUAUUGAUCAAUGGAACAAAACAAAAUUAUCCAGUUACAUGUCACACAAGGAUAUUAAUUGGACUUUCAAUCCACCAAACGCUAGUCAUCGUGGUGGUGCAUGGGACAUAAUGAUUCGUACGACACGCAAAAUUCUCAGAGCUCUUGCAAAUGAACAACUGCUUACCGAUGAACAGUUACUUGCCUUUAUGGCUGAAGCCGAAAGAAUCGUCAAUGAUAGACCGAUAACAGCAGUCAGUAAUGAUUCUCGAGAUUUGCCAGUUCUCACACCGAAUAUGUUGUUAUUUAUGAAAAACAACGCUUCAAUACCGCAAGGGGUGUUUGACGAGAAAGAUGUGUAUGCUAAAAGGUGGUGGAAGCAGAUACAAUACUUAGCCAAUGUAUUCUGGAGACGUUGGUUACGUGAAUAUUUGCCAACUCUACAACAGAGAAAUAAAUGGCAAAGAGAACAGCGAGAUAUAAAGAUUGACGACAUUGUAAUCGUUGCAGAUGACCAUACACCGAGAGGACAGUGGCCAUUAGGCCGAGUAAUUGAGGUUAUUAGGAGCCGCGAUAGUCUUAUACGUAGUUUUGUGAUCAAAACAAAAGAGUCAAAAUUUUUAAGACCAGUAACAAAACUAUGCAUACUUGAAUGUUCUCAAUAG
This is a messenger RNA of Mytilus trossulus (common blue mussel), 2052 nucleotides long. RefSeq lists its product as uncharacterized. The record is from RefSeq and is a predicted model, not a curated record. Bases 1 to 2052 code for a protein of 683 amino acids. Gene Ontology annotation, biological process: DNA integration. Gene Ontology annotation, molecular function: nucleic acid binding. Lineage: Eukaryota; Metazoa; Mollusca; Bivalvia; Mytilida; Mytilidae. The transcript has a single exon.